This is a messenger RNA of Hemiscyllium ocellatum (epaulette shark), 1025 nucleotides long. It is a transcript of the gene sptssa, whose product is annotated as serine palmitoyltransferase, small subunit A. Gene Ontology annotation, biological process: ceramide biosynthetic process. The coding region runs from base 177 to 383 and encodes 68 amino acids. Gene Ontology annotation, molecular function: serine C-palmitoyltransferase activity. The transcript is spliced from 3 exons. The record is from RefSeq and is a predicted model, not a curated record. NCBI's taxonomy places the organism in Eukaryota, Metazoa, Chordata, Chondrichthyes, Orectolobiformes, Hemiscylliidae. Gene Ontology annotation, cellular component: serine palmitoyltransferase complex.
GAGCGGCUGUCCCUCCGGAGCGGAGGGGGCGCUGUGAGCGGCUGUCCAGGGCGGCUCCAGCUGCAGCUUCAGCUCCCGCUCUGCCGCUGUCGACGAGAAGGGAUCGGGUGACAGGACUGGACGGAGCUAUUAAUGUCCGCUCGUUACAGUAUUUGGAGGAAAUCAAACCAGUGACCAUGGCACUGGGAACGGCAUGGAAGCAGAUGUCUUGGCUUUACUACCAGUAUCUCUUGAUUACAGCACUCUACAUGUUAGAACCCUGGGAAAGGACCAUAUUCAACUCCUUAUUAAUAUCUAUUGUUGGGAUGGCUGUAUACACUGGUUACGUGUUUAUGCCUCAGCAUAUUAUGGCAAUAUUGCACUACUUUGAGAUUGUCCAAUGACUGCCUUAAGCCAGAAUGAAGACCAGAAAUACACAAGGAAGAAAGAAGGUUCCUCUUCAAUGGAUGGUUACUUCUCAAUAACUGGCAAGAAUGCUGUUGAAGAUCAACCCUGUUGCAUUAUAAAGGAUUUAGAAGCUUACAGAGUGGCAAAUCAAAGUAGUGUGGAGUGUAUUUCAUGGUUUUGUAUUUAUUGUUUUAAUAUGCAUUCUUGCAACAUAAUAAGGUGCCCUUGUUUGUUAAUCUAGUUAUUAUAUUUACUAAUGUGAGUACUUUAAUUGCCUUUGAUAGUGUGCACGUUGCGAUGUGAAUGCGUUAGUCGUACAUUUUUAAACAAAAAUGUCAAUUGGUGUGAAGCAUUCCAUAUACAUAUAUAAGUAAUUCAAGUAUAACUUGGACCUAAGAUUGAUUAAAUGUUUGGUAUGUGUCAAGCUAUAAAGAAAACAAAUUUUUAACUUUUCUGAGUUUUUUGGCAAUUGGGGAUCUAAUUGGAAUUUUCACGAGAUGCAUAUUUUGAAGUAUGUUUCAUUUUUAAUACCAUUUGAAAAGUGAUAUUGCCCACCUGUAAGACUUGUAUAGAAUUCUAAAUGAUGUCAUAUUUUUGGUGUCCUAAAAUUCAUAAUAAAUAUAAAAUACUUGUGAUGA